Molecule: messenger RNA, 2021 nt
Organism: Pomacea canaliculata
Lineage: Eukaryota; Metazoa; Mollusca; Gastropoda; Architaenioglossa; Ampullariidae
Product: GPI mannosyltransferase 3-like
Exons: 7
Coding region: 188-1888 (566 amino acids)
Biological process (GO): GPI anchor biosynthetic process
Cellular component (GO): endoplasmic reticulum membrane
Molecular function (GO): alpha-1,2-mannosyltransferase activity
Source: RefSeq, a predicted model, not a curated record
AUACGUCUUGUUAAUGAAAUAGGCCUCACAAUCGAAAGCUACACAAAUUUUGGCCAUGUUUGUGUUGUUAUCAAAAACAUGGCUUAUCAAAAUAUGCUUUGGGCUUCAGCUAGUGCUGAUGUCAUGUCAUCGAGCUAGGACUCAUUUCAUUAGAAGGAGAAGGAGGCAAAAAAGUGGAUUUUGAAAAAUGAGGUCGAUAAUAGCAUCAGAGAGGACAAUAUGGGGGGUGCUUGCAGUGAUUCGUCUCAUUAAUGCAAUGUUAAUACAGACAUAUUUUGUUCCUGAUGAAUUCUGGCAAUCAGUAGAAGUUGCUCAUAAGAUGGUGUUCAAAUAUGGUUACUUGACAUGGGAAUGGAGAGUUGGGAUACGUGGCUUUGCAUAUCCUUUAGUUUUUGCUACAGCAUAUCAUCUUCUGGCCAUGGCUGGUUUGGACUACAGAAUUUUGCUGAUCAAACUCCCAUAUCUUCUUCAAGGAAUUUUAGCCAGUAUUGGAGAUUUAUUUCUUUUUCGCUUAUCAAGACGUUUAUCGGGACAUGCUGUUGCACAGUGGACACUUCUAUGCAGCUUACUCUCAUGGUUUAUGGCAUACUGCUGUACACGUACCUUGACGAACUCAACAGAAAUGGUGCUUGUUACCAUGGCUCUUUAUUACUUCCCCUGGCCAAGCUUACCAGGGGGAAAUCUCAAAACGUUUACAUUGCUGGCUGCAACUGCUGUUAUAGUGCGGCCUACGUCAGCUGUGUUGUGGCUACCGCUAUGCACCUGGCAACUAAUCCAGUGUAAAUCAGAAAAUUUAAAAGCUUCUUUGCGGAUUUACUUCUUGAUUGGAUUAUCAGUUUUGGGAAUGUCCACUAUCAUUGAUCGAAUUUUCUAUGAGCACUGGGUGGUGGCUCCUUUAAACUUCAUGCAAUUCAACAUAAUGAGUGGUGGAAGCAGUUUCUACGGUACAAAUCCCUGGCAUUGGUACUUUAGCCAAGGAAUCCCAGCAGUCCUUGGCGUCAAUGUGGUGCCAUUUCUUCUGGGAAUCAGAUGCUCGAAUACCAAAAUUCCACUUCUACUUAUUAUUUGGUUUACUGCUGUUUUAAGCUUUCUACCUCAUAAGGAGUUUCGCUUCCUCCUACCUGUCCUACCAUUAUCAAUGCACUACUGUGGAGAAUAUCUGCAUAGCAUCAGCAUUAUCACGCGUCAGAGUUGCAAAAAAGAUGGAAAGGUAGCAGUGGCUGUAGAGGAAAAGAGGAGUGAUGUACAGGAAUAUUCAUGGGCAAACUCUUACAAGAUUCACAGGAAGUUGCCUGAUGUUAAGCCACACGACAGUAUUGAGUCAUCACAAAAAUUAAAUGCCAAGCUGUUUAAGAGUGACAAAAGGUUUAACAGCAAGAAGGCAUACAAAGUAAAAUGUACAAUAUUGCUUCUUGGCACUUUUAACCUACUUCCCUUUCUUUAUUUCUCUCUCAUUCACCAGCGAGGCACUGUUGAUGUCAUGAACUAUUUGCACAAUGUGGCAUUAAAUCAAACACUGGAUAAUGGGACAAUGGCAGUGAAUGAUCUAAAUUUCAUGUUUUUAAUGCCUUGCCAUUCCACCCCAUAUUACAGUUUCCUUCACUUCAAUGUGAGCAUGCGAUUUCUUACAUGUGAGCCUAAUCUGAACCAAAGAAAUGAUUACAAAGAUGAAGCAGAGAUCUUCUUUUUAGAUCCUAACAAGUGGCUUAUUGAUGAGUAUAAAUGCAAAGGUUGCAAGCUUCCCACACAUAUUGUAUAUUUUAAUUCACUAGAAGAAAACAUAUUUGAAUUUUUGAUGCAAAAUAGGUACCAAAAAUGUGCACAGUAUUUUCACAGUCAUAUCCCAGAAGGAAGGAUCGGAUCACAUGUCAUUGUGAGUUGCAGAUAGUCUUCAACUGCUUAUUGUUGUCUGCUUAUGAUUCCUGAAAAUAAAAAAAGCAUAUUCUUGAUUGUAAACUGUGACUAUUUUCUAUUUUGCAAAAUUCAGAAAAAAAAUUAUAUUUAUGCUUUAUAAAUAUCAA